AUGCUAGCUGACACUUCCUACGAUAUAUACGAUGUUUCCAAGACAUUCUCUUCAGCCACAAGCUACUUUCAAGAUGUUGCCGAACAAGACAUGCAGCGCCUGUUGGGCCAGCCUAAUUCGGUUGAUAAUAGGGAAGAUGCUCGUCGCAAAUAUCUCCACAAUAAGAUAUUUACGGUCAUUAUACCCCGUUUCGUUGACAGCAAGUAUGACGAUGGUCCGUUCAAGUUAAUCUGCGACGAUUUCCGGUUUGGAAACAUACUUGUCAACAGCGCACAGGAUUUGAAUAUCGUCGCGGUCCUGGACUGGGAAUGGGCGUAUGCAGCACCAUUCCGGAUGCUUUACUCACCCCCAGGGUGGCUACUUCUGAAGAAACCGUUUGAUUGGGAUGGGGAUGUUUCCAAAUACAAUUCACUUCUCAGGAUGUUCGUUAAUGUGCUAGAGGAGGAGCAGCAAAAAAGAGCAGGGUACCAUUCAAUGCCCAGUCUGGCGGCCCUCAUGCACGAAUCCAUGGAGAGCGAUAGAUUCGGGUUUCAUGAGAUACUGUACGCUUGCUUUGAAUCGCCCGACAGCCGGGCUUGGGUCGCUAUUCGACAGCUGCUACCUUCUAUCGAUGAGCUCGUGACAGUUCCCGGCGCUGAAAUUGAAUUCUUUGUGAAUAGAAAAUGGAGGAGCUAA
This is a messenger RNA of Aspergillus calidoustus, 675 nucleotides long. NCBI's taxonomy places the organism in Eukaryota, Fungi, Ascomycota, Eurotiomycetes, Eurotiales, Aspergillaceae. The record is from the annotation of a GenBank genome assembly.